Sparassis crispa is the source of this 1893-nucleotide messenger RNA. RefSeq names its product 3-phytase A. Bases 1 to 1893 code for a protein of 630 amino acids. The record is from RefSeq and is a predicted model, not a curated record. NCBI's taxonomy places the organism in Eukaryota, Fungi, Basidiomycota, Agaricomycetes, Polyporales, Sparassidaceae. The transcript has 14 exons. Gene Ontology annotation, molecular function: acid phosphatase activity.
AUGGCCGUGAACGGCUACAGCGAGGUAGAGACGACGGAGGAGGAGUGCAAACAGUACGCUCCAGUUGAUGCGGAGAGACAAUCUCUUCUGCCUUCGCCUGAACAGGAGAAUGAUGGUGCCUCCAGCUCCAAGUCUGCUCUUUCUAGUUCACUAUCUGCCAACUCACUUCUUCACUCUCGUUUGCAACUGUCUGCAGCCUUUGCAGCAGGAAUUGUCGCGUGCUUGCUUAUCCAAAUACUUGUCUCUCCCCAGCUCUGGUUCCCACCGCCCAAGGGUGGUAAUUCAGGCUACUCCUCUAGCCAUGCUGGUAUGCAGGCUCCUCCAUACGCCGGUUCCAGCGAGGUGCAUAAAUUUCCACCAGCUUCGCCGACAAAUGUCUUUCCAUCUAUGUUUCCAACGGGUGUGGGCCACGCUGGUCCCACACCAACAGGAGCUGAGCCUGCACUCAUCGCUACCGCUCCUUCUUACCCCCUCCACACUGGUGCCGCGCACCUAGUCUCCCCUGAUUUCACCGCGACCUCAGGUAACAAGAGUCACUUUGACAUAUUCAGGCACUGGGGCAAUUUGUCUCCCUGGUUUAGCGUUGGGCGUGGCGCGUUUGGAGUGGAUUCCAGCCCAGAGGCCCCGGAGACGUGCCGGGUUACUGGGUUGCAUCUCUUGCACAGACACGGUGCUCGGUACCCCACGGAAUUCGCAUCGUAUGGUGGUCCUGCCAAGCUGGCCAUGAAAUUGCAUGAUGCCGCUGCCAAGUGGACGGCUAUUGGUGAUUUGGCAUUCUUGAAUGAAUGGACCUAUAAGCUGGGCGAAGAAAUUUUGACACCCUUCGGAAGACAGCAACUCUACGAUCUCGGUGUCUCAAUGCGCAUCAAAUAUGGAUUUCUGUUGAAGAAUUUUACCGAAUCCAACACGGUACCAGUCUUCCGUACUGAAUCUCAAGAUCGUAUGUUGGCGUCAGCGCGCAAUUUUGCAAUCGGCUUCUUCGGAUAUCCAUUCGAAGGACAGUAUCAGCAGAGUAUCACCAUCGAGGAUCACGGUUACAACAACACGCUUGCUCCAUAUAAGACAUGUCCCAAUGCUGACGACCCUUCGAAAUCGGACCGUGGAGUCGAUUACGUGCGCCAAUGGGCAGCUAUAUACCUCAAGGACGCCCUAGCUCGUAUUGCUCCGCAGCUGGAUGGGUAUGAUUUGACAAUCGAGGACGUGUACACUCUGCAGCAGAUGUGCGCUUACGAGACCGUUGCUAUCGGCUAUUCCCGAUUCUGUGAGUUGUUCACCGAAGAGGAAUGGAAGGGCUUCGACUAUGCGCUGGAUUUAUACUUCUGGUACGAUUCCGCGUUCGGGUCCCCGCUUGCGAAGGUGCUAGGUGUUGGCUAUAUCCAAGAGAUGGUUGCAAGGCUUACACACACGCCGAUCGAGACGCACAACACUUCUACAAACGCAACUUUGGAUGAUAGCACCGCUACAUUCCCCGUGGGACAGAGUCUCUACGUUGAUGCUACCCACGAGGUUGUCGUUCUUCACGUCAUUACUGCGUUGAAUCUCACCACGCUGGCUGCCAAUGGUCCCUUGCCUGCCGAUCACAUUCCUCGUCAUCGCUCCUUCAGGUCGUCUCAUCUCGCACCGUUUGCGACCAACAUCCAGUUCCAGCUACUUUCGUGCAACUCCGUCCCGGAUGCUCAGAUUCGAGUUAUCAUCAAUGAUGGUGUGGUACCUUUGACGGGCAUCAAGGGUUGUCCAGACCAGAAGGAUGGGAUGUGCUCGAUUGACACGUUCGUCGCAGGCCAGAAAGAGAUCAUCAGUGAGACGGAUUGGUUGUACGGCUGCCACGGUGAUUGGACAGUCCCUCCUGGUCCGGAAUGGAACACGACGAUCGGCUCUCCGCCUGCGCCGUAG